Nothoprocta perdicaria is the source of this 1149-nucleotide messenger RNA. It is a transcript of the gene CLEC14A, whose product is annotated as C-type lectin domain containing 14A. The record is from RefSeq and is a predicted model, not a curated record. Gene Ontology annotation, biological process: cell migration. Gene Ontology annotation, cellular component: external side of plasma membrane; extracellular matrix. The transcript has a single exon. The annotation marks the transcript as partial. NCBI's taxonomy places the organism in Eukaryota, Metazoa, Chordata, Aves, Tinamiformes, Tinamidae. Gene Ontology annotation, molecular function: extracellular matrix binding; extracellular matrix protein binding.
CCCCCGGAGUCCGGCGGCAGCGCGGGCGGCUGCCUGGGCACCGGCGCCUGCUUUAGCGCCCACCGGGCCAACGACUCGUACGCCGGGGCGCGCGUCGCCUGCGCCCGUCGGCGCGGAGCGCUCGCCUGGCUGGACGGCGAGGCCGAGCUGCGGCUCGUGGCGGCGCUGCUGGCGGCCGUGGCCGGCGGGCCCGGCGCCUCGCUCUUCUGGCUCGGCCUCAGGCGCAACGCCUCGGCCUGCACGGACGCGGCCGCGCCGCUGCGCGGCUUCUCGUGGGAGGCGGGCGGCGCCGCGGCCCCGCGCCACGUCCCGGCCGCGCUGGGCCGCUGGGCCAAGGAGCCGGCGCGCUCGUGCCUCACGGCGCGCUGCGCGGGGCUGCUGCUGGCGCCCGGCGCCGCCUGGGGCUGGAAGGAGCGGCCGUGCCAGCGGCAGAGCCAAGGCUACGUCUGUAAGUACCAGUACGAGGGCGCCUGCGCUGCCCUGCGCCCCGUCGGCGCCCUCGGCCUCGACUAUCGCCUGCCCUUCGGCGAGCGCAGCGCCGAGCCCGGGCCCAGCCCGCCGGGCACCGUGCUGGCCGUGGCGUGUCCCGGCGCGCGGGACGCCGUGCACCUCACGUGCGAGGCGAAGSGCGGCGGCGCCUUCGUCUGGAGGGGCGCGCAGGAGCCCGUGUGCCCCUGUCCCUUCGGCUACGUGCGCCCCGAGAGCGGCCGCUGCGCCGACGCCGCCGAGUGCCGCGACGCCGACGGCGCCUUCGCCUGCGUGUGCGCCCCGGACGGGCGGGACGGCGGCCCCUGCGCGGCCCCCACCGCCUCCCCAGUCCCCACCUCGGCCCCCGCCGCCUCCCGAGCUGCCCCCUCGAGCCCCGCCGCCGCGGGCGGCCGCCUCUCCGCCUCGACAGCCGUUGGCUCCGCGGGGUCGCCCGCCGAGGAGAAGACGGCGCCUCCGCCCGCGCCCCCCUCCUCCUCCAACUACGUCUUCAUCCUGGUGACGGUCGCCGUGGUGGUGCUCGUGAUCCUCGUCAUGACCGUCCUGGGGGUCUUCAGGCUCUGCUUCAACCACAAGGGCGCGGGCCGCGGGCACAAGGAGCCGCCGGCGGGCGAGAGCGARGCGGCCUCCGCGGAGCAGCGCGGGGCCGCGGGCGGCGACUAG